UGAAUAUUUGACGUCACCAAUACGAGAAGCAGACGGCUCGGGUGGUCAAAAAGAAGAAGAAGCUAGCUGGCUUUCAAGAUGAUGACGUUAGACAGCAAGUUAUAUCUUCGUCUGAAUGUAUAACUUAGCUAGCGAAGGACAUCCAAAUAGAUAACGUUAUAAGAUAGGUAAGAGUGAAACAAAAGUCAACGAUACACGGGCGUCGGAUUGAUAGGAAAGGAGGGCAACUUUUCCCCGGAAAGGUGAAGGGAAUUUGUUUUCAUUUGGUUAGCUAGCUUGAUAAGUUAGCUAACGGUAGCCAACAUCAACAGUCGCAAGACCCCUUCCUGGACUUGUCGAAGUUGCAAAGCUAGCUGAAAAGCCAUCAGGAUAAGCUCUUUCCUAGCUAGCUAACGAACGUUAGAAAGCCAUUUUCUUUUGUGUUUCGCAUUAGCCACACUGACCUCGUUCGGUCUUUGUAGACCCUCCUAGAUUCAAAUCAUGGCAUGUGGAGCGACCCUGAAAAGGACCAUGGAUUUUGAUCCAUUGAUGAGUCCAACGUCCCCUAAAAGGAGAAGAUGUAUUCCGGUGUCCCCAUCAUCAUCAUCAUCCUCCUCAUCACCACGGAAAUACCUUCGCAUGGAGCCGUCACCAUUUGGAGAGGUGUCAUCCAAACUAUCAGCUGAGCAAAUUCUGAACAACAUCAAGCAGGAGUACAAACGCAUUCAGAAGCGAAAGCACAUCGAUGGAGUUUACCAACAGACGGAGGGUUGCUACUCCCCAGAGUCUCCACCCCCUCUUAGUGGAUCAAGUAUGCCAGGCACAUCUGCUGGAGGUUCUUCUCCAUCAAAGAAAGAACAGCCCUUAUUUACUCUUAGACAAGUUGGAAUGAUUUGUGAACGUCUACUGAAGGAGCGUGAAGAGAAAGUGCGGGAGGAAUAUGAGGAGACCAUGACUUCCAAGUUGGCAGAACAAUAUGACACUUUUGUUAAGUUUACACAUGACCAGUUGAUGCGGAGAUUUGGAGAGCAACCUGCAAGCUAUGUUUCCUGAGAGACUCAGACUUUGCCAGUCGACCUUCUCUUGCUGCAAGCUAUCAAGUUUACAUCUUUGGAAAUCACUGCAAGAGAUUGUUGGUUUAAUGAAACUUCUUACUGUGCCAUAUUUCUCCUUUGGGCAAAGGUUUAUCUAAGCCGUUAUCAGUGGUAAUCUCUCUCUUGCGUAAGCAACUAGGUGCUUCCUAAUGUAAAUUUAUGGACCCCUUCUACCAGUGGCCUACGUUUCUUCUGCUGCACCUGUAUCAAUAAGUUGUCACUCUUACUUUUAUAAAGACAUCUGGCAUUCCAGACUUCAUUCACUGUUUUAUUUAUUUGUUACACAUGUAUAUAUGAUAAAGCAAUGUAGAAAUCCAAGGUUUGCUGGUCAAUCUAUGAGCAAGUGGAAGAUACAGGUUAGUACGGUUUGCAGAAGAGAAUUUGCAAUGCCCCAGAGCCUUUUUUGUAUGGGGCUUUACAAAGACUAACUAGAAUUCAUUCGAUUUUUUCCCUUUCAAAAUGUUUUUCUUUAUUUCAUUGACAUUGUUUUCCUGAUAUUACUUUCAAACAUAUGUACUUAGUAGAAAAACCAAACAAUAAAAAUGUUACGUUUCA
Coregonus clupeaformis (lake whitefish) is the source of this 1628-nucleotide messenger RNA. RefSeq names its product akirin-2. The transcript is spliced from 5 exons. Gene Ontology annotation, biological process: positive regulation of transcription by RNA polymerase II; positive regulation of innate immune response. Lineage: Eukaryota; Metazoa; Chordata; Actinopteri; Salmoniformes; Salmonidae. Gene Ontology annotation, cellular component: nucleus; chromatin. The record is from RefSeq and is a predicted model, not a curated record. Gene Ontology annotation, molecular function: transcription coregulator activity. Bases 481 to 1032 code for a protein of 183 amino acids.